This is a messenger RNA of Asparagus officinalis (garden asparagus), 715 nucleotides long. RefSeq lists its product as uncharacterized. Lineage: Eukaryota; Viridiplantae; Streptophyta; Magnoliopsida; Asparagales; Asparagaceae. The coding region runs from base 134 to 346 and encodes 70 amino acids. The transcript is spliced from 2 exons. The record is from RefSeq and is a predicted model, not a curated record.
AUGUGAGAUAGUCUUAAACUUAACGGGGGCCUUAGUGAAACUUUAUCCUUUUGAGUCCAGCCCGGCGAUCUAACGAAGGCGCGUCUCAAAAUCUUAAACCCUACAGAGAGAGAGAGAGAGAGAGAGAGAGAGAAUGGGUUUUGGGGCAUUUUGGGGGACUCGAGCAAUGGAGAUCGUGAGGAGGAACAACUCCCCUGGGCUUCUAUGGAAGAAGAUCAAGCUCACCACCACCCGCAAGGCCAACGCCAAGAAGCGCCUCCGCCGAGUCUGGCAGAAUGAGGCCGUGCUGAGGGCUUGUGCUGAACCACCAGCACCACCAAAAACAUCACCAUCAAGUGCUUCUUGAGUUGGUUGAAGGACAUGAAUAUCAAGCAAACCAAAAGGUGCUGUAUACCUCAAGAGCGACUCUAUUGGCUUCUUGGUUCCUAGCUUCCUACAUGAGUUGAGAGGGUGUCAGUUUGGUACCGUUAUUUUGACACUCUUUAUCUCGUCAUAGAAUAAUUUAGCGUAUGUGACAUUUAUCCUUCAAUCACUGUUCUGCAUUGCAUCAUGAUCAACUACAAGCCUCUAGCUUAUGACAUUUUUAAGCAUGUUUUGAUUUUAAAAUUUGUGUUUAUUCAUCCCCCAUUCCAUCUUAAAUUAUCUAUGUAUCUGUUUGGGGAAAUCAAUAGCACCCCAAGGUUGCAUGUUUUUUUCCGAGUAGUCUUACUUUGCA